AUGGCGACGCUGUCUCUCCGCACGAGCGUGCGUGUGCUCCCUCUCACCCGGACGCUGGGGGUGCGGUUCCGAAGCACUGCUCCCACUCCUAUCCCCGUUCCGCCCUCCCUCGCGUUCGCCUUUGACAUCGACGGCGUUCUGAAGCAGGGCCACCACGUCCUUCCCCAGGCCAAGCGCACACUCCAGUUCCUGGCCAAUCUCGAUGGACGCCUCGAGCGGCCCGUCCCCUUCCUCCUCAUGACGAAUGGGGGCGGUGUCCCCGACGCGGAGCGCCGGAAGGCCCUCUCCCGCGACUUUGACCUCGAGCUGGGCGAGAACCAGCUCGUGCAGAGCCACACGCCGCUGCAGGCUGUCGUUGGACAGUACAAGGAUCGGCCAGUGCUGUGUAUUGGUGGACCGGGGGAUAAUGCGCGCAGGGUUGGCGAAUCGUACGGCCUCAAGAAGGCCGUGAUACCGCAGGAUAUCAUCCACUGGCGCCGCUCAAUUUGGGACAAGACCGACCCGCCGCCCGAGUCCAUGGUCCGCCACGACAUUGACUUCAACACGACGCCGAUUGAGGCCAUCUUCGUCCUGCACGACUCGCACGACUGGGGCCGCGACCUGACCCUCAUCAACGAGCUGGAGCAGUCUGAGGGAGGUCUCCUCGGCACCAUGCGCAAGGACAGGCACAAGCAGAAGGAGGGCGGAGAGGUCCCGCUGUGGUUCUCGAACCCGGACCUGGAGUGGAAGUCUGACUACCCUGUUGUUCGCCUCGGUAUGGGCGCGUUCCGCAUUUCCGUCGAGGCUGUCUACAAGGCGUGCACUGGUCUACCGCUCAUCUACCACCAGUACGGCAAGCCGCACCACGCCUCGUACGACUUUGCCAACACCAUGCUCGACAGGCAGGCGAAGAGCCUCGGCGUCAACGGCCCGCUGGACGUGUACAUGAUCGGCGACAACCCUCUUAGUGACAUUGACGGCGCGAACCGGUACGGUUGGAACUCGGUGCUCCUUCGCACGGGCGUGUACGCCGGCGGCGAGCCGGCCAAGAAGCCGACCAUGAUCACCGACGACGUCGAGCUCGCUGUCGAGUGGGCAUGGAAGAACGAGCUGAAGAAGAUGCAGGCGUAG
Messenger RNA from Trichosporon asahii var. asahii CBS 2479, 1110 nucleotides. RefSeq lists its product as uncharacterized. Gene Ontology annotation, cellular component: mitochondrion. The transcript has 7 exons. Bases 1 to 1110 code for a protein of 369 amino acids. Lineage: Eukaryota; Fungi; Basidiomycota; Tremellomycetes; Trichosporonales; Trichosporonaceae. The record is from RefSeq and is a predicted model, not a curated record. Gene Ontology annotation, biological process: glycerophospholipid biosynthetic process.